AUGUCUGGUCAUUCUGAACAUAGGCGCUCCUUCGCCGUUGCGGGCAGCGUCUCUUCUCGCCUUCUCGCCGAGAGGGGACGGGAGCGGAGCGCUGCUGCAGGCCUGGCCCACUUUGCUGUGAUGAUGAAAUGGAGCACAGCGAUCUGCUGGACUUUCAUUUUACUGGCUGCCCUUUUCUUUGAAGACAGUGGCUGCAAAGGAGGGCGCGGCGGAGCACGAGGGGCAGCCCGGGGAAGUGCACGGGGUGCUACGCGGCGCUCAAAGUCUUCCUCUCGCUACGGCUCAUCGGGGACAGCGCUGAGGGUGGCAGCCGCCGCAGCAGGAGGGGCGGCAGCAGGGGCGGCAGCUGCUGUAGCUGCUGGCAGGCUGAGAUCAGCAGGGGAGAGCCAUCCUGAAAACGCAGACAACAGCACCUUUGAAGGCAGUUACAACUAUCGGGCAUGGACAUCAGGUGCUCAGUCCUGGCAUCUUGUCCCUCUGUCCACUUACCUUCUUUGUGCAACCAGUUCCUUCUCACUUUAAGAAAGGCAACUUGCCACCAGGGGUUUCUCUCUUCAAUCCCUGCCCUCUUGUUCUCUGAUCAAGUGCUGGAUCUCUUCUUGAUGAAUCCUUUCCCCGACUUAGGCUUGAACAUGGCCACUGACUGUUCCUACGAAAAAUCCUAGAAUCACAGUGCAAGCUGGAUGCCUCUACCACCUGUCAGGAAGCGCUCCUUAAAGUAUCUGGACCUUGCUUCAGAUACUGCCUGACAUCAAAAAACACAGAGGUUCCAGCCUUCUUCUGGUGCCAUGCAACCUGCCUGAUGAUGAUUUACUCAGAAGACCAGUGCCACUUUUAAAGCCAUGCCAGCUGCUGCUGAACAGCUGUUACCCAAGAUUAGCCAAAUGUCUGCCCAGUGCCUGGCUCCUAAGGUGCUCAAUCAACACCUCCUCUUGCCACUACCAGAAUUUACAUAUAUUAUAUCAUAGGCUUAUAGAUGUGGUGAUUUAUUGUGCAGCAAAUGGAAGGGAUGUAUUGUCAGCCACUGCCGUGGUGGAGUAGUUAAAGGUGGGUGCAUCACUAAUGAAGUUUCCUGUUAAUUUUCACUAUCUUGUGUGCUAUUUCAACCCCAUUCCAUUUGACCACAUUUUGACUGACAGUAUCGUUUUGCAGUAACUUUUGUAAUAAAUAAAAUGUGAAGUCCUUCAAUUUAGUUUUCUUACCUUAAGUAAAACAUCUGCAGAAUCCAAGGUAACAUAGAACAGUACUGUGUUUUGCCACUGUUUACCCCCUACUGUAUGUGUGGGUAUUUUGGGGGUGGUGUUGGAGAAGAACACUUCAAUUAAGAGGGAUUUCCUAAAAACUUGAAAUUAUGGGAGAAGCCUGUUUUGUG
Molecule: messenger RNA, 1372 nt
Organism: Pogona vitticeps (central bearded dragon)
Lineage: Eukaryota; Metazoa; Chordata; Lepidosauria; Squamata; Agamidae
Source: RefSeq, a predicted model, not a curated record